Fusarium musae is the source of this 591-nucleotide messenger RNA. RefSeq lists its product as uncharacterized. The transcript has a single exon. Bases 1 to 591 code for a protein of 196 amino acids. Lineage: Eukaryota; Fungi; Ascomycota; Sordariomycetes; Hypocreales; Nectriaceae. The record is from RefSeq and is a predicted model, not a curated record.
AUGGUCAACCCCAGCAAAACUUGGGUUGCUUACCUCGCACUUGGCUUUGUUGAACCGAGUCUUGGGCUGUAUGACAAGCAGAGUCAACGCGUAGGCUACAACCCCCUCGUCAAGCAAUGGAACGGCCCCGACUCGAACCUCACCGCAACCCUGCACCUCGUUGAUCCUAGCUACGUCUCCGUUUUCGAGAAACGUCGCCAGAUCGACCUUCUGACAUGGGCUACGGUGGCCGGAGCCGCUGGCGCUACAAUUAUGGCUUCCGAGUCAGCAAUGAAUAUCUACAAGGGGAUCGCUGAUAUUAUCAAGAGCAAGUCGAACCAUAAUUCUUGCUCCAUGACAACUGGCACCGACUCGAACGGACAUAUGAUUGAGGGCUAUGCGUACCUGGCGACCACCAGUGGCCAUGAUUGCAAGACCACGGCCGAGACGAAAACUAUCCUGGCGGCGGUCAAGGACUGUGCUGAUUGGCAGCAUAAACAUGGAGCUAUUAUGGGCUGUUGUGUGCUGUCUCACGGCGGAACUUGGAAAGGCCAUCUGCGUCUCACGUCUCAGCCUAACAAGUACCCAGCACAUGCGGUGAACUGCGACUAG